ACGGCUUUGGGAUUUGUGUUGUUGCUCUGUGGAAACAAGAAGGCAUAACGAAAAUUGUCACUAGACAUUUGUUUUUUUAAUCAAACGAAAAGAAAUAUUAAAUUAUAAUUAUUUGAAUCCAACGCAAGCUUUUAUUCGAACGGAAAAUUUUCAAUUUGAAUUUUAUUAAUUUUUAUACUGUUGUCUACAAAGGAAAUCGAUAACAAAUUUUAGCUUUGACAAAAGUGUGUGUGUCAUAAUCGUGAGAUCUGUAGAGAUAAAAAUAUAUCUCUUACAAAAGCAACAAAGAGUGCAAAGGAGCAGGACAAAUUUACCAAGCAACAUCAAAAGAGACUAAUAAGGUCUUUAUCAUCCUAGAUUUGAGAUAAGAGAGAAAGCAACAAAAAAAAGCUAUCAUGUCUGAAUCAGUGUGUCACAGAUGCAAUGAAGUUAUUACCCAGCGUAUCAUUACUGCCCUAGGCAAGACCUGGCAUCCCGAGCACUUUGCUUGCAAAGACUGUCAAAAACCCAUCGAAGAGGCCACAUUCAAUAUACAAGAGGGUGAACCUGUCUGCUCGAAAUGUUUUGUUACAAAUUAUUCUGGCACAUGUCAAGGUUGUCAUAAGCCAAUUUUGGAGCGCACCAUCAAGGCUUUGGGUAAGACCUGGCAUGAGGAGUGUUUCUGUUGCGGCGGACCCUGUCAUAAACCCCUGGUUGGCACCUCUUUCUAUGAACGCGAUGGCAAGGCCUUCUGCAAGGCGGAUUUCGAGGAACUUUUUGCUGCCCGUUGCGCCGGUUGUUCCAAACCCAUAACGGAAAAUGCCAUUGUGGCCUUGGAUGCCAAAUGGCAUCGGGAUUGUUUCAAAUGCAAGAAAUGUUCCAAUCCCAUAACCGCUUCGACCUUUGCCGUUGAAGAGAAUAGGCCAGUUUGUACAGAUUGCUCGGCCUAAAGAAGUUUGAAGGAGGAGUGACUAAUUAUCCAGUGACAUGAACUAAAGCGAAAGCAGCAACUAAAUUGUGAAUACUAUUAGAAAAUAACAACGAACCUCUAUAUAGCUAUCUCUCUCUCUCUCUCUUACACUCAAUUCCACUAUCACGCUAUCUCUCUCUAUUGGAUAAGAAUAUAUUAACAAGGAAACAAAAGCUAUGCUAUAUACAUAUGAUGUUAACACACACUGGUCUAGGGAAUAUCCUUUGGCAGAUCAAAAAUGCCUUUGUUUGUUGGUAGUUGUAGAAAUGUAGAUAGUCAAAUGGUUAAAAAACUGCCAUUUUAUGCUCUAUAUUCCCAGCAAAGAAAAACAAUCUCUUGAGCAACUUAGUGUUAGAAGUUAAAAAAGGAACUUCAUUCCAAUUGUUUUGUUAAUGUUUAUUAAAAAAUAAAAUGAGAAAGAAAAGAAGGAGGUUCUUGAAGGGAAAUACAAGGAUUACACUUAUUACAUAUACCGGAACUAUCUACGAAUUGUUUGCACCCUAUAAAUGAUACACCCUACCACUUUGUAAUGCAACAACGUAUACCACAGAAUUUGACACCACACCUACUCUCAUAAACCGUUUUUUACAAUUUGUUACACAUUUGUAUUACAAAUUGUUAUUGUUAUCUUUGUUUUGCUUGACUCUUGGUUUUAGUAAUAUUUUGAGUUUUUUUCUUCUGUAAUAUAAAAAUAAUUUUGAAAUAAAAUUUCAAAAUUUUA
Messenger RNA from Stomoxys calcitrans (stable fly), 1670 nucleotides. RefSeq names its product transforming growth factor beta-1-induced transcript 1 protein. Gene Ontology annotation, molecular function: transcription coregulator activity. Gene Ontology annotation, cellular component: nucleus; Z disc. The transcript is spliced from 4 exons. The coding region runs from base 396 to 929 and encodes 177 amino acids. Lineage: Eukaryota; Metazoa; Arthropoda; Insecta; Diptera; Muscidae. The record is from RefSeq and is a predicted model, not a curated record.